Lathyrus sativus (Indian pea) is the source of this 303-nucleotide messenger RNA. The record is from the annotation of a GenBank genome assembly. NCBI's taxonomy places the organism in Eukaryota, Viridiplantae, Streptophyta, Magnoliopsida, Fabales, Fabaceae.
AUGAAGACAACAAGUAACAGAUUUGGAGGAAUUGUUCAAGCUAAACAGAAACUUCAAAGAACACUUUCACAAAGAAUUAGAAUGGCUUCAGCUGUUGGUGAUGUACCAAAAGGACACUUAGCAGUUUAUGUUGGAAAUUACCAUAAGAGGUUUGUAAUUCCAAUAUCAUAUUUGAGUCAUCCUUUGUUUAGAGAUUUACUGGAUUGGGCGGAAGAAGAAUUCGGAUUUAAUCAUCCAAUGGGCGGUCUCACGAUUCCUUGCACCGAAGAUUAUUUCAUUAGUCUAACUUCUUCUCUUAAUUAG